UUGGCGUGACCAUAAAAAGCGUAAGCGUUCCUGCACACGAUGCCGUCACCGCGCCGUCGCCGCGCCGACGCCGCGCAAUUACACUGUAGAUACGAGUCGCGCGAAGCCCGCCACCGCGUCGCCGCCGCGCCGCCACCGCGCGCGUUCCCCUAACUCCUUGUUUGUUUGAUUCAUUCCAUUACCGGCCGCGUACGAACGUGCACGCCGCGAGAUCGCACGUGACGCAAACAUGUCUUAUAUAAUGAAAAAAAAGAAAUUUGUGCUUGCCUACUAUAUGUAUAGAAAAUGGCAAAAAGAACGUCGAGUUAGAAAGUUGUGGGUUCAUCCUAUGCUGUCGGCACGGGAGCAAUUUGGUGAAUUUCAUACACUUUACGAAGAUCUCCGAAAAGACGAGGCCAAAUUUUGUGAUUAUUUUCGAAUGAAUUACAAGACAUUUGAUAAAUUAUUAGAUUUAUUUAAGAAUAAACUGCAACACACAAAUACAAAUAUGCGAGCAAGUAUAUCUGCUAAGGAGAGAUUGGUUGUUACAUUGAGGUAAAUAAAAUAAAUAUAAUAUAUAUUUAAUUAUUCUGAUGUAAUGUAGAAAAAUCAAAAUCAAUCAAGCUUGAAGUAGAUGGACUUGGAAUGCUUUGUAAUGAAUCGUUUUCAAUGCUAUAAUUCGAAGCCUGUGAUUGAACUCUCGUACUGGGUCCAGCAUUAGUAUUGUAACCGUAGUGUGCCGGGGUGUCCAUUGCGCCUGCUGUGCGUGAAUGAUGUGGAGCGCUAUAACUAUUUUUAUAUUGGAUAUUUCUUAUAAUAUUCAAUACUUGGUACUGGAAUUCAACAAUAUCUUCGUCUUUGAAGCGUUCCACGGUAUUUAGCAACCGGAACUUCAUUAGCCGAUCUUGAAUAUCGUUUUAGAAUGGGAAAAUCAACUUUAAGCGUAAUCAUACGAGAAGUGUGUUCUCUAAUAUGGUCUGAACUUUACCCAAAAUAUAUGAAAAUGCCAUGUAUAAACGAUUGGCUAGAAAUAGCAAAUAAAUUUGAAGUGUCUGCUAAUUUCCCUCAUUGUGUCGGUGCUGUAGAUGGAAAGCACAUCAGAGUAAUAAAACCAAAUAAAAGUGGAUCGAUGUUUUUGAACUACAAACAUUACUUCUCGAUUCUAUUAAUGGCAGUCGCCGAUAGUGACUACAACUUUAUUUAUAUCAGUGUCGGUGCUUAUGGAAAGGAUUGUGAUUCAGGUGUUUUUAAAGACACAGCUUUCUGGCACAACAUGAUUAACAAUACUUUGAACUUGCCAGGACCUACUUCCUUACCUAAUACCAACAUUGCCUUGCCAUAUGUAUUCGUAGGUGAUGAAGCAUUUGCAUUACAUCAGAAUUUACUGCGCCCAUAUAAUAGUCAAAUGCUUGAUGCAGAAAAAUCCGUUUUUAAUUAUCGGUUAACAAGAGCGAGACGAUAUGUAGAAUGCACCUUUGGGAUACUGGCCAAUAAGUGGCGAAUUUUUCAUCGACCUUUAAAUGUGUCAUUGGAUUUGGCUGUUGAUGUUGUGAAAGCUUGUUGUUUACUGCAAAAUUUUAUACACAAAGAGGAGGGCGUAAAAGGGGUCCAAGAAUCUCUAAGCGGGUGUGAAUUAGAGGAGUUUUUGCCAUUUGAUUCAACAGAAAUGGUUCCUACAACAGCUAAUGAAAUACGUGACAAAUAUAAGGAGUAUUUUAAUUCUGAAUAUGGCAGUGUACCAUGGCAAAAUAAUUAUUGUUAAUAUGUAUGCGAAACAUGUUUCUAUCUAGCGGGAAUACUCAAGCUACUACUAGUAGUGAUGGGACUCGAGUGACUUUUUUUCACUCAAGUCACUCGCCAGUGAAAACCGAUUUACUCGAGUGUCACUCGAGUAAAGAUGAGACUCGAGUAUUUUUUUUUUCGAGUGAAUCAUUCGAGUCACACGUAAUCCGAGUCAUCAAAAAUAUAACUCGAGUGGGAGUAAAAACAAAACUACUCGAGUAACUCGAGUGAAACACGGCUCGAGUCCCAUCACUAACUACUAGUAGCAAGUGAUUGCUUGUUUAAUGUAGGUACCUACCACACGAAAUUGCUUACGAGAUAUACUAUCCACACACUAUAUAAUACACUGUUGCAUUACGAUUUAAAUAAAAAACAUACUGAUCGUGUCUUGUCCCAAACUUCCUUUAAGUCAGCUACUUAUAUAUUUUUUCGUUUGGCCUCACUAGAUAGAAAUACAUUAACAAGAAUAAAUAAAAUUUUGUAAAAAGAUA
Messenger RNA from Melitaea cinxia (Glanville fritillary), 2252 nucleotides. Its product is annotated as protein ALP1-like. The record is from RefSeq and is a predicted model, not a curated record. Bases 902 to 1741 code for a protein of 279 amino acids. NCBI's taxonomy places the organism in Eukaryota, Metazoa, Arthropoda, Insecta, Lepidoptera, Nymphalidae. The transcript is spliced from 2 exons.